GUGGGUGGGGAAGGGUCCUCAGGCAGGCAUUCGCACUGCACACGUACUGACGGGCUGCUUAAUCUGGCAACAGAUCUGACCAAGCCCUGAAUAAAGCAAAAGAGCCACGUUUCUUCCGAUGCCUGUGUGGGCAAUGGAGACGCUUCUCCAGGCGAGCUCCACAAAACACACCCAUUUCCUCCGCUUUGUGCACAGAUCAAUAAUUGAAGGCGAGCUCACGCAGAGGAAAAACAGCGGCGUCGCCCCAGCCUGUCGAUGUCAAUUAAAGGCAUUUCUUCCCUGCUGCAAGCGAUGCCUGACGAACUUCGACCUUUAAGACAAGCCAGGCAAAAGCUAGGAGAGGAUCGGGUCCUGGAGUCGAGGCAUCUCCACGCUGGAGGAAGGACCCCGCCCCGGCGAUGCUGGCGAGGUGCUUGGAGAAGUUUCACGCUCCUAAACGGGGUUUCAGCAGCCACCGCAGCUCUUGAGGUCAUCUCCCCUGCCCCAUAUAGUUCUGGAAGACACUCAGUAUGAAAGGGCUGAGCCUGAGGGAUUUAACAGAGGCUGAUUUUGAAGACAAUGAGAUCAGCAUCAAUGUUGGGGGCUUUAAGAAAAAGAUGAGAUCCAACACCUUGUUGCGAUUCCCUGAAACACGACUGGGUAAACUGCUGAGCUGCAAUUCAAAGGAAUCUAUUUUAGAGCUUUGUGAUGAUUACGAUGACACCAAGAAUGAGUUCUACUUUGACAGGAACCCUGAACUUUUCCCUUAUGUGCUACAUUUUUAUAACACUGGGAAGCUGCAUGUGAUGGGUGAGCUCUGUGUGUUUUCCUUCAGCCAGGAGAUUGAAUAUUGGGGAAUCAAUGAAUUCUUUAUUGAUUCUUGCUGCAGUUACAGCUACCAUGGGAGAAAAAUGGAACCUGACCAAGAAAAGUGGGAAGAUGACAGUCACCAGGAAAGCACCACUUCUUCCUUUGAUGAGAUCUUGGCCUUCUACAAUGAUGCCGCUAAGUUUGACAAGCAACCCUUUGGGAAAGUCAGGCGGCAGCUAUGGUUAGCGUUAGACAAUCCUGGCUAUUCUGUCUUGAGCCGAAUAUUCAGUGUCCUUUCCAUCAUGGUUGUUCUUGGAUCCAUUGUAACCAUGUGCCUGAACAGCCUCACAGACUUUCAGAUCGUUAACAGCAAUGGGAACUCUGAGGAAGAUCCCCGAUUUGAAAUCGUGGAACAUUUUGGUAUUGCAUGGUUCACAUUUGAGCUGGUGGCCAGGUUUGCGGUAGCCCCAGACUUCUUGAAGUUUUUUAAGCAUGCACUCAAUCUGAUUGACCUCAUGUCUAUCCUUCCAUUUUAUAUAACUUUAAUUGUUAACUUGGUGGUGGAAAGUAGUCCUGCUUUAGCUAAUUUAGGCAGAGUAGCCCAAGUCCUGAGACUCAUGAGGAUAUUCCGCAUCUUAAAACUUGCUAGGCACUCAACAGGUCUCAGAUCCCUGGGGGCUACCCUCAAGUAUAGCUACCGGGAGGUAGGGCUUCUUUUGCUUUACCUCUCAGUUGGAAUCUCUAUAUUCUCUGUAGUGGCUUACACAAUUGAAAAAGAAGAAAACAGGGGCCUGGAGACCAUUCCUGCUUGCUGGUGGUGGGCUACAGUUAGCAUGACCACAGUUGGCUAUGGAGAUGUUGUCCCAGUGACCACAGCAGGCAGGCUGACAGCUUCUGCAUGUAUCCUAGCUGGGAUCCUGGUGGUAGUCCUUCCCAUCACACUCAUCUUUAACAAGUUCUCCCAUUUUUAUAGGCGCCAAAAGCAACUAGAAAGUGCCAUGAGGAGCUGUGAUUUUGAUGAUGGGAUGAAAGUGGUUCCUUCUGUCAACUUAAGGGAUUACUAUGCCUAUAAGGUUAAGUCUCUUAUGGCCAGUCUCACCAACAUGAGCCGAAGCACACCCAGUGAACUGAGUCUAAAUGAUUCACUUCAUUAGUCCUUGGUUCUAAGGCCAGUUUGCAUGAUGGAAAGCCAAGAGCUGCAUUGAUAUUUGUUGUGUCUCUCACCCCAGUGUCUGGUGAUGUUGUUGAUGCUGCACCAAGGACAGAUCCACAUAACUGCUCCUUCCGCCAUAAGGUGGCUUCUUUGCAGUGGGUCUCUGGUAGGAAUUCACAUGUACGUCAAUCCUGUGAAUGGUUCUCCACAUGAUCAGAAUCUUUAUUAUGGUCAUUGACCAGAAUAGGUUCACCACAUGCAAAGGGUCACCUGAUGGGGAAUCAAUAGUUGUGGAAGUCCACUUCCCUUGGCACUGCUGAAGGAGAUGUAGUUUAAUUACAGGUUGGCACUUAGUACUUUUUCAUCCUGCUGCAUAGAAGCAACCUCCUGGGUUUUCUAUACAGCUGUUGCUUUCUCCAUGAUAUUAGUGCUGGUGCAAUGCUUCUUUGUCACAUGUGUGUUUUGCUUUGGAAGUCCCUGUGUGAGUACGAACGAGAAUAUUUCCAGGAAGACAAAAACAAAAUCACCUGCAAAGUUAGAUUUUAUAGUUUACAAUUAUCCCUGUUCCAUGCACUAGGAUGUGACACAGCAGAAAAGCUACCCAAUUGCUGCUUAAUUUUACCCCAACCUGAAGCAGUUAUAGUACCCUCAAUGCUUUCUGAAAGCCACUUGUCCCCUCCCCCUUAUACGUUUCUGACUAAUUAAGAAUUCACUUGGGAUCUCACUGCCCCUUUAUAAGAAGUAAUGCUGUCAUAACCACAUUUGUUCAACCAUGAUGGGGUUUAAUUAUUUGUCAGAAACAGGUAUGGAUUCCAAGCAGUGUGAUACUUUAAGCUAGUCAAAGGCUUGCCAUGUUUGCUAGGAGGGAGGAAGAAUUGCCAUAGGAAGAGCGAGAUACAGCUCCAGCCCUGCUUUUCAAAACCUGCCCCUCAGACCAAGCACGGGAUCGCAGACUUGGUUGAUCAAAUCUUCUCUUAUUGGCAGAGCCCCAUCUUGGUUCAGUGUCUUGGUUAUGCUAGAGUGUAUGGAGGGAUAUUGCAAAACUGUAGCCCUAUUCAGACACUAGGUUGAACACUCGUAUGAGUUUCAGUGCAUACCGGCCCAGUUAUUCACACUUUAUGUAGCGCACAGGUACAACAGUGCACUUCCUAGCUGUUAUAUGCAUUUGAGGGCUCUGUACCCAGAUUCAGUUUUAAAAUGAAUGCAGGAACAGUCAUUCAGACAAAAACAUGUACAGACACCUGUAUACUCGUACAGUGUAAUGUCUGAACAGGGCUUAUGCAAGAACAUUGAGAAUUAACAUCUGUAUAGAAAGGGCUGAUAUCUUCAGGACCAUUCACCAUCAGCGCAUUUCUCUUUCUGCUGGAGUCAUUGAGCAGGAACUGAGUUAGACCUGGAAAGAGAGGUUUUGAAAUGCAUCUACUCCAGGCCUGCACAACAUUAGGCCCGGGGGCCAGAUUCGGCCCACAGAGACUAUUUUACUGGCCCCUCAGGUAUCCUGCAGCAACACAAGAGCUGGGAAAUGCCUUAUAGCGCCAUCCUGUGCGUGCGUUCUCAGAAAUAUGCUCCAAGAUGUGCCCAGUGAGGCUUACCCCCAUGUAAGCAUGCCUAGUAUUGCAGCCUGAAAGCAACAACAACUAGGGAGAGGAGAGGACUUGGCAUUUGUUUGGGGCUGACAUGCACUCUAGAGGCCCCACUCACUGAGCACAAGGACAGCACCUCUUCUCUGACCACUAUCCUUGGUUAAAACUAUGGGUCCAUUGACGGGGGGAUAGAUCCACAAGUAACUAAUAUAAUAAUUUUAAUUUUAAUGUAAUAAUGUGCUAAAAAAUUGAUCUUGGCCCCUGCACUCCACAUUGUAGAUGGUUCCAGCCCACCAGGGCAUUUGAGUUGUGCAGCCCUGAUCUACUCCAUCUACUCCAGUUAGUGGGAUGCAUCAGGCUGACUUCACAAAAAUGCCUUCACAGUUUGGAUACCCCAAUUUUUGUGUGCCCCAAAAGGUAUUUAAGGCCUAAUCUCCACAGAUGCCAGAAAACAGCUCCUGUUGAUUUCAUUUACAACUGAAGUCCCCCCCCUCCGCCCACCACUUCUCAGAAACAAAACAAAACAAAAAAGCUGGCUGAGUUAGGUGACCAACAUAGAUAUCUAUACAAUUAGGAGAUAGUCUUGUGACUGCCAAGUGAAGGGAAAUAUUCCAAAGUGAGUGAUAAAGACCGUAUUAGAGAAGCUAAGAAUUGCCUGGUGGAUAAAAAUGUAUUAAAGUGAUAUCAUAUAUAUUUCCCAAAUACUCCCCAGUUUUUAUCGUAAAGAACUAAUAUUAAGCUUUGCGCAUGAAUGAACACUUGUGUCCUGUAGGCAGUACUUCAUUAAAAUUUUGGUGAAUUAAAUAUUAACAUAGGAAGCUGCUUUAUACUGAGUCAGGCCAUUGGUCCAUGUAACUCAGUAUUGUCUACUCCAGGGUAGGGAUGCACCCGAACCGGUUUGGCGCCUCCUUAGGGAAGUGCCUAACCAGUUUGGGCACUGGCGUUCGAACCAGUCCAGCAGGACAGAGGGCGGUUCCCUUAAAAACCAGGUAAGCAGGUCCUUACCUGCUCCUCUGCUGCCCCACCACUUUUCCACGUGUGGUGCUCACUGCCCAAAAGGCCGCAUGUGGCUGCAGCGCUGCUCCCCAACACCCACAGCUACACGAGCUGUUCAUACACCUCCUUACUCCAGAGCUGCAGAACUUCAGCCCCACCCCCCAGCUAUUGUUGGACUGUCGCUCCCAUCAUCCAUGUGUCUGCUGUGGAUGGGGAUAAUGGGCGUUCUAGUCCAACCAUAGCUGGAGAACUGAAAUUUUGUGGCCCUGGUCUACUCUGAGUGGCAGCAUCUCUCCAGGGUUUCAGACAGGGAUUUUUCUCACCCCUACCUGGAGAAGCCAGAGAUUGAACCUGGGAUCUUCUACACACAAAGCCCUACCCCCGAGCCACAGCUCUACAGCAAAUAUCCUCUUCGCAAACACUUUUAUACCUUAGGGCAGCCCUUAAGGUAUAACAUAUUAUAAAAUAUUCUUUUAAAAAUAAUGCAAAGCAGCUGAAGGUGGGAAGAGGACUGGCAGGUGAAUGGGCAGAUAGUGGCUGUUUAGUGUUGAAACCUUUCCAGCCAUUUGUCCACUCAAAAUCCCAACCUCUCUCCAAAAAUGUGUUUUUCCCACCCUGAGAGAUAAUGGAUAUGAGGCCCUGUAAAUUAACUUGGUGGUGGAGGGAUUUUGAGUGGACAAAUGGUUGGGAAGGAAUGUUAAGCAGCCCUAAGUACUUUAUUUACCCAAAUACAAGAUUGCUCAUCAGUCUAAGACUUAUUUAAGUCUUAAAUUAUUUCCCCUUAAGAAAAUAGAGGUUAAGCUCAGGUUGUACCCUUAUUUACUCAAAAGGAAGAGGACUCUGGAUUUAAGAUGACCCCCUGAUAUCUAACAUGAACAAAUUUGCUGGGGCGGGGGGGAGGGGCGGGCGUAGUCUUGGAUCCAGGUAAAUACAGUCACUAGCACCUCCUCCUGUGUUCUGUUUUCAGUAUCAUUGACUUGAUUGUACAUUUUGGGAACGAUCCAGUCAAAAUUAAGUACUUUUAGAGAGCCAAGUGUGUGCUUCACUCUCCCAUGGAAAUCAAUGAGACUUAAAAGUGCUUAACUGUGAUUGGAUUGUUCCCUUGCUUCCAAGUGAGUAUACUUGGAACUGAAGCUUAAGGUAUCACUGUUACUUAGAAAUCCUUCAGAACUUCCGCUCUUCAUAAAACCAUCAAAAUAACACUAUGUGCUUUGUGUGUGAGCUGAGCAAUGAGAUAAAUCUAACUGACAGAGUGGAGGGAACGCAUGUUUUUAAACCUUUGAAUAAUGGCAUGAGAGUCUUUUUCCCUACCUAUAUACAGCUCAGGAAGCCGAUGGAAUUUCUGUUUAAAUGUAUAUCUUGCUCUUCUGACACACCGUCCCUCCAAGUGACUUACAGUGAAACAAAUAAAAUGUAGUAAAAUUGCAUUAAAAGACAGAAAAAUAGAAUUAUUAAAUAUACUUUGAAAGAAAAAAAACAACCAACUCUGUGGCUAUAGAAAGGCUGGCAGAAGAGGAAAAACCCUAAUCAGAUGCUAUGUUGUAUGUGCGUCCAACAUGUACAUUGUCUGACUCAUGUACAUGUUAUUGUGUGGAAUGUAUAUGCAUUCACUUCAGAAGUGAACCUGGGUAAAGGAUCUCUCAAAUGCAGGCUACAGAUAGGAAGUGUACUACUGUACAUGCACUAAACAUGAUGUGAAUAAUGAUGUGUGUAUAGAUCUGUACAUGCACACACUGUACAUAGCUUGUAUGUGCAUUUAACAGAAUGUGUGAAUAGAACUAAAUGGUAUUGCCCAAUCAUCUAUAGAUUACAAUUGAAAAAGUCUAAUAAAUUUCACCUGGGAGGGCAUUCCGUGAUAUAUAAAUGUGUCUUCCUCACCAAUUACAUAUGGCAAAUGGACAGACACUCACUCACUGAGGCCAUCAUUCAUAUAUUGUCAAACUACAUGCUUGCUCUACAUCACAGAGGUUAAUUGCAAGGUUGGAAAAAUGCAACGUAAGAAAUGGCUUUCUUUUGGCUGCAGCUACAGUUCAACCCAUGUUAGAUUGGGUAUCUAAGUAGAUUCAAGGUUGUUGAUGAUGAUUUCCAUAUUGUGCUGGUUAUACACUGGUUCCAUAAGUCUCCAAGCCCAUUGCUGCUGCUGCUAGCAAAUAUGGAGAGCCUCUGUGGCUCCUAAGGAUUGCAUCUGUGCCAUGGGAUGCUCCCUCCUUUAGGGAAGCAUCCUAGAACACAGACACAAUCUUUAGGAGACAUGGAGGCUCUCUGUGUUUCCUAGCAGCCGGGGUGUAGUGACCAUUGAGAAAGGGAGGACAAUUGACCCUAGGCCCCAAGGGUGCCCCCUUUGCGCCCUUGCCCCCUCCCACAUGCAGCUGGUGAGCAAAGUGCUUGCCAGCUGGGAGCUCCAUUUCAGCGAUUCCACCAACCACUGACAAGGGAAAUGAAAUUAUGCCAGGGCUGUGACAGCCCCAUUCCCUGUACUGGCCCCGCCCCCUGGCAUCUGACAUCAGAUGCAGGGCAUGUGCAAAAGAACAUCCAGGGGGUGGGGGAGCUGCCGGCCAGACUUUGUCCCCCAGCCCCCGCAAACAUUCCCUACGCCCCUGACUAGCAGUGUCGAUAGGCUUUGGAGAGUCAUAGAACCAGAACAUACACCCCAUUCAUCCAUCUGCAGAGCACUGUGCAGUAUUAAGGUGUUAUAUUCUGUAAUCUAGAUGGGCUCAAAGAAUGGUUUUAUAUGAACACACUGCAACAUACAUUAAUUGGAAUGAAAUGCCAUUGGUUUCAAUAAGACUUGUUUUCUACAUAAUUGUCUCAGUUUGAGGGAUCCAGUGAACGCAGAUCUGUACACAUACAGGAUGUCCCCCAACUUUGAAGACGAUGUUGCAGCCCCUGCUGAUAAGGAACUCUGAGUCCACAUUGGAUCCCUGCAGGGCUUUGGAUCAUAGAACAAAAUUAGGCAUCUUUAAUCAUACAUGAAUGCACGGGAAAAGAAGCUACAUGCAUUCACUGCUCUUAGCUAUAUUCACACACACACACACACACUACCACCAUCACCACCACCACCACAUAUAGGCAACAGCUUACCAAACAGAAACUUGUCACAGCAUGUGUGUAACCAUUGGGGGAUCUGUUUACACCCUGCUGCCAAGUGAGUACAUACUCCUUUGCUUCCCCAGUCCUGAUCCAGUGUAGAAAUGUGAUAAGAUUGUCUCACCAUUUGGCAGGACAAUACAGACAACCUGUUUCCCAAACAGAAGCAUAAUGUUAUGGGAAGCGAAUCACUUGUUAAAUAGGUGUCUGUAGUCACACAAAGGAAUAGUUCCAUCUGCGAUUUAUUGGGUUCACAUUGGGUAGCAACAUUUAUGUCUCUGAACUAGAAGCCAAUAGGUUCACCAAACCAGAAAGACCCAUAUCACUUUGGGUGUUAAAUCUGUAUUUAUUUAUAUAAUCAGAGGUGAGGUGAUAGUGAGAGAUCUGAAUGUACAACAGUCCAGAAUAUCAGGUACUCCAUUUUAUGUAUCUGAAGGUCAAAUGUGGUGCUUAUAACUAGGAAUCCAGAUACAACAUAAUUUGUGCCCUUCAGCACAGGACUGAGUUCAAAGUACAUCAUACACCCCCAGGUAUAACAGGCAGUACUUUGACAUGUAGGUAUGGCAAGCACCAUAUGUUCUGAUGGUCUUGACUGGGGUCUCAUUUAGGUGUAUGGAAACUGCCAAAAUGCUUGUGGCCAUAAUAAACAGCAGCACAUAAACUACACAGUUUAUGUCCAAGCUCUUCAGCCCUUGACAGAAAUAUGUAGAGGAAUUCAAUAAAGGUGGAAUUCCAUAUACAGUUGAAAAUGUCUCCUAUCCUCUCUCACACAUUUAUUUAUUUUAAUAUUUAUGGGCUGCUAUCCACUUGUAAAAGCCUUCAAAGUGGCUUAUAAUUAAAAAUAAGUUUGAAAAGAUAGGAACAAUAAAACAAUAUAAAGGAACAAGACUGUGAUAUAGCAGAAGCAAAAGACAUCGUAUGGCAGCACACAGCCAGACAGAUACCUAAUUAGCUUGAUCUGUCAUUUUGGCCUCUGGCAACUUCUAGCUUCAGACAGAGUUAAUUUAUUUGGCUUAAAAAUCAAAGAGUUCAAAGAGUUCAGAUUUCAUACCAAAGAUCAUGUUGUUAAUACCUAGCCCAAAGAAGUAGAAGUGGCAAUAUUCCCUCAAGCUCACAUGCUCCUUAAACUCUAGUGAGUUUAGGCCUGCUGCAUUUGGGUCAUAUAAAUAAUUUUUAGUUUGUCUCAUGUUAUAGAUUGAUUAUUCAUUAAGCCCAGGCUGAGUCAGUUCUGCAGAAAUGGGUUGGCAUGUUCCCCAUGCUGCAUUUUACUACCAAAAACCAAUUGCUCCAAGGAGACACUCUUUUUUUAUUGCAUUGUUUGGAAGAAAUUUUCAUUAACGCUCUUUUGUAUACAAUGGCUUUGGUUGAUACAUGCUUAAUGAAUAAAGCAUAUUGCAAUUUUGCAUGCA
Molecule: messenger RNA, 9017 nt
Organism: Hemicordylus capensis (graceful crag lizard)
Lineage: Eukaryota; Metazoa; Chordata; Lepidosauria; Squamata; Cordylidae
Gene: KCNS2
Product: potassium voltage-gated channel modifier subfamily S member 2
Exons: 3
Coding region: 510-1943 (477 amino acids)
Biological process (GO): protein homooligomerization; potassium ion transmembrane transport; regulation of delayed rectifier potassium channel activity
Cellular component (GO): membrane; voltage-gated potassium channel complex
Molecular function (GO): protein binding; voltage-gated potassium channel activity
Source: RefSeq, a predicted model, not a curated record